Epinephelus fuscoguttatus (brown-marbled grouper) is the source of this 1596-nucleotide messenger RNA. RefSeq names its product ubiquitin recognition factor in ER associated degradation 1 (gene ufd1l). The transcript has 12 exons. The record is from RefSeq and is a predicted model, not a curated record. Lineage: Eukaryota; Metazoa; Chordata; Actinopteri; Perciformes; Serranidae. Gene Ontology annotation, cellular component: VCP-NPL4-UFD1 AAA ATPase complex. The coding region runs from base 136 to 1068 and encodes 310 amino acids. Gene Ontology annotation, molecular function: polyubiquitin modification-dependent protein binding.
CAGCUCGUACACUUCCGGAAGAAGCGGAAGACAACAGUGGAAAAUUCGCGGCUCAUAUGCCGAAUUUCCAAACAAAAAACAGAAACAAAAGUUUUGAUUUGAACCUUUUGACAACCAAAGACCUAAGCUGUCGACAUGUUUGCUUUCCAAGCAUUCGACCACCCGAUGUCCCGGGGGUUUCAGAACCGCUUCUCCACUCAGUACCGCUGCUACUCGGUGUCCAUGCUGGCAGGUCCCAACGACCGCUCCGACGUGGAGAAAGGAGGCAAAAUAAUAAUGCCACCUUCAGCUCUUGACCAGCUCAGCAGGCUUAACAUCACCUACCCAAUGCUGUUCAAGCUGACCAACAAGAACUCAGACAGAAUGACACACUGCGGCGUUCUGGAGUUUGUGGCAGACGAGGGAAUCUGCUACCUGCCACACUGGAUGAUGCAGAAUCUUCUGCUGGAGGAAGGUGGUCUGGUCCAGGUGGAAAGUGUUAAUCUUAUGGUUGCCACGUACUCAAAGUUCCAGCCACAGAGCCCUGACUUCCUGGACAUUACAAACCCCAAGGCAGUACUGGAAAAUGCAUUGAGAAACUUUGCUUGCUUGACAACUGGUGAUGUCAUCGCCAUCAACUACAAUGAAAAGAUAUAUGAGCUGCGAGUAAUGGAAACCAAGCCAGAUAAAGCAGUGUCUAUCAUCGAGUGUGACAUGAAUGUGGAUUUCGAUGCUCCUUUGGGUUACAAAGAGCCUGAACGACGACCUCAGCACCAGGAGGAACCAACAGAGGAAGAAGCAGAUCCCACCAGCUACGCUGACAUGGACAUGGGAUUCAGAGCUUUCACUGGCUCUGGCAAUCGUUUGGAUGGUAAAACAAAAGGGAUUGAGCCCAGCCCUGCCCCUCUUUGCCCAAGUGAAAUCAAAAGAGGCAUUCCCAACUACGAGUUCAAAAUUGGCAGGAUCACCUUCAUCAGAAACUCAAGGCCUCAGCCCAGGAAAAUUGUAGACGAUGAUGAUGCCAUGAACAGAUUCAUCGCCUUCUCAGGAGAAGGGCAGUCACUACGCAAGAAGGGCAGAAAGCCGUGAAGGAUUCCAAGUGAAGAGACUGGCCAAUGUGCAUAGACUCAUCAUAUCUAUUGUCACCUUCAACAACAAAGUAAAAAACAAACAAACCUGGCUUUCAGAUGCAUUGGCAUUUUGUCUCCCUGUCCCUUUGAAAUGGGAUUUUUGCUCUCAAGGUGGGAGUAUUUGUAAUUAAAACUCCGACAGUAAUGUAUUGCUCAACAAAAGCUGAGCUUCAUAAAAUGCUGUGUGGAGUCUGUAUCACCACACCACCAACACAACGAGGGACUUCUGGAGUUUUGUCGUGAUAUUGGAGCAUUUUCCCCCUUUUUCCAUAAUUGUUGCAUUUUUACAAAUGACUUGAAAUAUACUGUUAUCCAGAGCCACAUUCAAAUGACACAAUGGAGCAAUAAAAGCUCGAUCCUUUUGUUUCUAAUUUUAAUGAAAAUAAGUUUAUGUUUGAGUUUUUUCUGAGCUGGAGGAGUAAUUUGCAAGUUUUUCUUUUUUUUCUUGGCUUAUUUAUAGACAAAUAAAGGAUUGUGUUUGAAUUAA